CGAGAUCGUGCUGGCGCUGGCAUCUCUACCGCCCCUCAAGGGCAAGGCGGAGUGCCAUGCAAUGCCCAAUGCAUUUCAAAGCUUAGGAGAUGACGCGUAUGGGCCACAGUUCGCCCACAACGUGCUAGUCAUUGCGCCCUCCCCAGCAUUGGCCAAAGCAGCCGCUGCAGCUGUGGAAAGGCGCAAGAAGGACCGCUCCCUGGGCCUCGUCGCCGGAGUCGCGCCGAAGUCUGUUUUUUCGCGGAGCCUAAGUCGUGAUGACAGCGAUGAGAUCUCUGUGGUGGACCUAGAGGACUUGGACCCGGAAGAUUUCGACAUCCUCGUCCUACUGGAUGCAGACGACCUUAGCGAUGAAUUUUUGGAGGAUUGGCUCCGGGAUAAGUUCAUUGUCCUGCACUGGCAGGCGGUGAAAUCGCCUGAAGAGAUGGACAAACAGGUGGAGGAGCUGAUUGAACGCCUGGACGAGGCAGAAGUGAAGGCAGCCUGUGGGGCUGGAACAUCCUGCUGAGGUGGAUUUUGCUAAGCAACUUCGUGGCUAGAACUGAUGUUUCACGGGCUGUUGAAGGGCUGGGUCUUGGCACGCUUUGAACGUGACGUGUUAUGACUGCCUGCCGCAAUGGUUCCAUACAUGAAAAGCUCAGCUAUCCGAAAGCCUCCAAAAGUAUAAAGUUUACGUAGCAAAGGGGUCCCCCCCAAAAAAAAAGUUCAUCCCGAUGGUUUUGAUGGUGACAGUUCUAUCCUUUGGUGCAAUUUGGGGAGCCCCUGGUCCGCCCUAGGCUGACUCCUGAACAGUGUGCCUUGGGUGGCGCAGAGAAGCCUGGUCUACCCAAUGAGAAGCCGAGGCAUUGAGCAAGUGCUGUACGAAUGAAUUUGGAAUGGCCAUGGGUGUUUCUUGAAGCAACACAUGUGGGAUCAUG
This is a messenger RNA of Cladocopium goreaui, 917 nucleotides long. The record is from the annotation of a GenBank genome assembly. NCBI's taxonomy places the organism in Eukaryota, Dinophyceae, Suessiales, Symbiodiniaceae.